Sorex araneus (European shrew) is the source of this 6843-nucleotide messenger RNA. RefSeq names its product ATP binding cassette subfamily A member 4 (gene ABCA4). The transcript has 50 exons. Lineage: Eukaryota; Metazoa; Chordata; Mammalia; Eulipotyphla; Soricidae. Gene Ontology annotation, cellular component: plasma membrane; intracellular membrane-bounded organelle. The record is from RefSeq and is a predicted model, not a curated record. Gene Ontology annotation, molecular function: ABC-type transporter activity; lipid carrier activity; ATP hydrolysis activity. Gene Ontology annotation, biological process: lipid transport; visual perception; transmembrane transport.
AUCAGCAUGGGCUGUGUGAGGCAGAUCCAGCUUCUCCUCUGGAAAAACUGGACCCUGAGGAAAAGACAAAAGAUUCGCUUGGUGGUGGAACUUGUGUGGCCUUUAUCUUUAUUUCUGGUCUUGAUCUGGUUGAGGAAUAUCAAUCCACUCUACAGCCAUCACGAAUGCCAUUUUCCCAACAAGGCGAUGCCCUCAGCAGGACUUUUGCCAUGGCUCCAAGGAAUUUUCUGCAACAUGAAUAAUCCUUGUUUUCAAAGUCCCACUCCUGGAGAAUCUCCUGGAGUUGUGUCGAACUAUAAUAACUCCAUCCUGGCAAGGGUGUAUCAAGAUUUCCAACAGCUCCUCAUGGAUGCCCCAGAGAGCCAGCAUCUGGGCCAAGUCUGGGCAGAGCUGCGCACCUUAUCCCAGCUGAUGAACACCCUCAGGACACACCCUGAGAGAGUUGCAGGAAAGGGGAUGCGCAUUCAGGACAUCCUCAAACACGAAGAAGCACUGACACUAUUCCUGGUGAAAAACAUUGGCCUGUCUGACUCGGUUGCCCACCUUCUGGUCAGCUCCCAAGUUCGUCCUGAGCAGUUUGCUCAUGGAGUCCCGGACCUUGCGCUCAAGGACAUAGCGUGCAGUGAGGCGCUGCUGGAACGCUUCCUCAUCUUCAGCCAGCGCCGAGGGGCGCGGACGGUGCGGGAGGCCCUGUGCCCCCUCUCUCAGGGAACCCUGCAGUGGGUGGAAGACACGCUGUAUGCCAAUGUGGACUUCUUCAAGCUCAUCCGUGUGUUUUCCACACUCCUAGACAGGGGUUCUCAAGGUAUUGAUGUGAGAUCCUGGGGGAAAAUAUUAUCUGAUAUGUCGCCAAGAAUUCAAGAGUUCAUCCAUCGGCCAAGUGUGCAGGACUUGCUUUGGGUGAGCAGGCCCCUCAUGCAGACUGGGGGACCCGAGACCAUCACGCAGCUGAUGGCCAGUUUAUCUGCCCUCUUGUGCGGCUACCCAGAAGGAGGAGGCUCACGGGUUUUCUCCUUCAACUGGUAUGAAGACAACAACUAUAAGGCCUUCCUGGGGAUUGACUCCACCAGGAAAGAUCCCGUCGAGUCUUCAGAUGGAAGCGCAACGACCUUUUGUCACGCAUUGAUCCGGACCCUGGAGUCAAAUCCUCUCACCAAAAUUGCCUGGAGGGCCGCAAAGCCUUUGCUGAUGGGAAAAAUCCUCUUCACUCCGGAUUCCCCAGCAGCUCACAAGAUACUGAAGAAUGCCAACUCGACUUUCGAGGAACUGGGACGCUUUAGGAAGUUGGUCAAAGCCUGGGAAGAAGUAGGGCCCCAGAUCUGGGACUUCUUUGACAAGAGCACACAGAUGACCAUGAUCAGAAACACCUUGGCGAACCCAACAGUCAAAGACUUCUUGGACAGGCAGUUUGGUGAAGAAGGUUUGACUGUGGAGGCGGCACUGGACUUCCUGUCUAAUGGUCCACAGAAAAGCAGAGUGGAUGACAUGGCCAACUUUAACUGGAGGGAUGUGUUCAACAUCACUGAUCGCACUCUACGGCUGGUGAAUCAGUACCUGGAGUGCUUGAUUCUGGAUAAGUUUGAAAGCUACGAUGAUGAAACUCAGCUCACACAGCGAGCCCUAUCUCUGCUGGAAGAAAACAGGCUUUGGGCCGGAGUGGUGUUCCCUGACAUGUACCCCUGGACCAGCUCCCUGCCACCCCAUGUGAAGUACAAGAUACGGAUGGACAUAGACGUGGUGGAAAAAACCAACAAGAUCAAAGACAGGUUUUGGGAUUCUGGCCCCAGAGCAGAUCCAGUGGAAGACUUCCGGUACAUCUGGGGAGGGUUUGCCUACCUGCAGGACAUGAUUGAACAGGGGAUCACCAGGAGUCAGACACGGGCUGAGGUUCCUGUUGGAGUCUAUUUACAGCAGAUGCCUUACCCCUGCUUCGUGGAUGACUCUUUUAUGAUCAUCCUGAACCGCUGUUUCCCUAUCUUCAUGGUAUUGGCUUGGAUCUACUCUGUCUCCAUGACUGUAAAGAGCAUCGUCUUAGAAAAGGAAUUAAGACUGAAGGAGACCUUGAAAACCCAGGGGGUCUCCAAUGCAGUGAUUUGGUGUACCUGGUUCCUGGACAGCUUCUCCAUCAUGUCAAUGAGCAUCUUCCUCUUGUCCAUAUUCAUCAUGCAUGGGCGAAUUCUACACUACAGCAACCCACUAAUCCUCUUCCUGUUCCUGCUGGCUUUCUCCACGGCAACCAUCAUGCAGUGCUUCCUGCUCAGCACUUUCUUCUCCAGGGCCAGCCUGGCUGCUGCCUGCAGUGGCCUCAUCUACCUGACCCUCUACCUGCCGCAUAUUCUCUGCUUCGCCUGGCAAGAGCGCAUGACCGCCAACCUAAAGAUGGUCAUGAGCCUUCUGUCUCCAGUGGCAUUUGGCUUUGGCACUGAGUACCUGGUUCGCUUUGAGGAGCAAGGCCUGGGGCUGCAGUGGACCAACAUCGGGACCAGCCCUGUGGAAGGAGAUGGAUUCAGUUUCCUCUUGUCCAUGAAGAUGCUGCUGCUCGAUGCUGCGCUGUACGGCCUGCUGGCCUGGUACCUAGACCAGGUGUUUCCAGGAGAACAUGGAACCCCACUUCCUUGGUAUUUCCUUCUACAAGAGUCCUAUUGGCUUGGCACUGAAGGGUGUUCAACCAGAGAAGAGAGAGCUCUAGAAAAGACAGAGCCCCUCACGGAGGAAAUGGAGGACCCAGAAGGCCCAGAAGGAGGUAAAGACUCCUUCUUUGAACGGGAGGUUCCAGGCUUAGUGCCCGGGGUCUGCGUGAAGAAUCUCAUCAAGGUUUUUGAACCCUAUGGCAGGCCAGCCGUGGAUCGCCUCAACAUUACCUUCUAUGAGGGCCAGAUCACCGCGCUCCUCGGUCACAACGGAGCAGGGAAAACCACCACCCUGUCCAUCCUGACGGGUCUGUUGCCGCCAACAUCGGGGACUGUGCUUAUUGGGGGAAAGGACAUUGAGAGCAACCUGGAUGCCGUCCGGCAGAGCCUUGGCCUGUGUCCACAGCACAACAUCCUGUUCCACCACCUCACGGUGGCGGAGCACCUCCUGUUCUAUGCGCAGCUGAAAGGGAAGUCCGAGGAGGAGGCCCAGCUCGAGAUGGAGGCCAUGCUGGAGGACACGGGCCUCCACCACAAAAGGAAUGAAGAAACUCAGGAUCUCUCAGGUGGUAUGCAGAGGAAGCUGUCUGUGGCCAUUGCCUUCACGGGAGAUGCCAAGGUGGUGGUUCUGGAUGAGCCCACCGCUGGGGUGGACCCCUACUCAAGACGUUCCAUCUGGGACCUGCUCCUGAAGUAUCGCGCAGGCAGAACCAUCAUCAUGUCCACUCACCACAUGGACGAGGCUGACCUCCUCGGGGACCGCAUCGCCAUCAUUUCCCAAGGAAAGCUCUACUGCUCGGGCACCCCACUCUUUCUCAAGAGCUGCUUCGGCACUGGCUUCUACUUAACCUUGGUGCGCAGAAUGAAAACCGUGCAGGGCCAACGGCGAGGCCUUGAGGGGGCUCGUGACAACUGUGUGUCUCCCGGCUGCUCCGGCACGUGUCCAGCCUGCCCAGAUGAGCCGAGUCUGGAACAAGUCCUGGAUGGGGAUGUGAAUGAGCUGAUGGAUUUGGUUCACCACCACGUCCCAGAAGCAAAGCUGGUGGAAUGCAUUGGCCAGGAACUGAUCUUUUUACUUCCGAACAAGAACUUCAAGCAGAGGGCCUAUGCCAGUCUUUUCAGAGAGUUGGAGGAAACACUGACUGACUUGGGGCUCAGCAGCUUUGGGAUUUCUGAUACCCCCCUGGAGGAGAUUUUUCUGAAGGUCACGGAGGAUUCUGAUUCAGGACCUCUCUUUGCUGGCUACACCCAGCGCACGAGAGAGGACGUCAGCCACCGCCACCCCCGUGCGGGUCAGACAGAGACGGCCAGACACACGUCCCAGGCCUCCAGCUCGGAGGAGGCGGCUCCUCACCCCCAGGGCCAGCCGUCCGGAGCACCGCAGGAGCGCGCGCGGGUCCACUCGGGAGCACGGCUGGUUCUGCAGCACGUGCAGGCGCUGCUGGUCAAGCGAUGCCACCACGCGGUUCGCAGCCACCAGGACUUCCUGGCCCAGAUUGUGCUCCCGGCCACUUUCGUGUGUUUGGCUUUGAUGCUGUCCAUCAUUGUCCCUCCAUUUGGUGAAUACCCCGCGCUGACCCUUCACCCCUGGAUGUACGGACAACAGUACACCUUUAUCAGCAUGGACCAGCCGGACAGUGAGCAGCACUCGGCCCUCACCGAAGUGCUCCUGGACAAGCCGGGCUUCGGCAACCGCUGCCUGAAGAAAGAGUUGCUUCCGUGAUACGUGUGCGGCAAUGCAACCCCCUGGAUGACGCCCACUAUGGCCCCGAGUGUCAUCCACCUACUGCAAUGGCAGGAGUGGACAGCGGACAACCCCUCGCCCUCGUGUAAAUGCAGCACCCGCGACAAGCUCACCAUGCUCCCCGAGUGCCCCCCGGGUGCAGGGGGGCUUCCGCCUCCGCAGCGAACCCAGCGUAGUGGUGAAAUUCUGCAGGACCUCACCAAUAGGAACAUCUCUGACUUCUUGGUCAAAACGUAUCCCGCACUUAUAAAAAGCAGCUUAAAGAGCAAAUUCUGGGUAAAUGAACAGAGGUACGGAGGAAUUUCUGUCGGCGCAAAGCUACCGGCUCUCCCCCUCACGGCUGAUGCCCUGGUGGGAUUUCUCAGCGACCUGGGGCAGCUCAUGAACAUGAGCGGGGGCCCUAUCACCCGAGAGGCCUCUAAAGAAAUGUCUUCCUUCCUCAAACAUCUAGAAACUGAAGACAACGUUAAGGUAUGGUUUAACAACAAAGGUUGGCAUGCCCUGGUCAGCUUCCUCAACGUGGCCCACAACGCCAUCCUACGGGCCCGCCUGCUUGAGGACAGGGACCCUGAAGAAUAUGGCAUCACUGUCAUAAGCCAGCCCCUGAAUCUGACCAAGGAGCAGCUCUCGGAGAUUACUGUGCUCACCACGUCGGUGGACGCCAUGGUUGCCAUAUGUGUGAUUCUCGCCAUGUCCUUCGUCCCGGCCAGCUUCGUCCUUUAUUUGAUCCAGGAGAGGGUGAACAAAGCCAAGCACCUCCAGUUUCUCAGUGGAGUGAGCCCCACCACCUACUGGGUGACCAACUUCCUGUGGGACAUGGCGAACUACUCUGUGAGCGCCGCGCUGGUGGUCAGCAUCUUCGUGGGCUUUCAGAAGCAAGCCUACACUUCCCCGAGCCAUCUUCCUGCCCUUGUGGCCCUGCUCCUGCUCUACGGGUGGGCCAUCAUUCCCAUGAUGUACCCAGCGUCCUUCCUGUUUGAUGUCCCCAGCACAGCCUAUGUGGCCUUGUCUUGUGCUAAUCUCUUCAUCGGCAUCAACAGCAGUGCCAUCACCUUUGUCCUGGAAUUGUUUGAGAACAACCCGAUGCUGCUCAGGUUCAACGCCAUGCUGAGGAAGCUGCUCCCCAUCUUCCCCCACUUCUGUCUGGGCCGGGGCCUCAUUGACCUGGCGCUGAGCCAGGCAGUGACGGACGUCUAUGCCCGGUUCGGUGAGACACACUCCUCAAACCCCUUCCGGUGGGACCUGCUGGGGAAGCACCUGACCGCGCUGGCGCUGGAGGGGGUGCUGUACUUCGUCCUCACCCUGCUCUUCCAACACCACUUCUUCCUCACCCGAAGGAUGGUUGAGCCCACAAAGGAGCCGAUCUUAGAUGAAGACGAUGAUGUGGCAGAAGAAAGACAAAGAAUUAAUAGUGGAGGAAAUAAAACGGCUCUCUUAAGGCUUAAUGAACUGACCAAGGUUUAUUCUGGCAGCUCCAGCCCAGCAGUGGACAGGCUGUGUGUGGGGGUCCGCCCUGGAGAGUGCUUUGGCCUCUUGGGAGUGAAUGGAGCUGGGAAAACAACCACCUUCAAGAUGCUCACCGGUGAUACUACGGUCACCUCAGGCGAUGCCACCAUAGCUGGCAAAAGCAUUUUAACCAGUAUUUCUGAUGUUCGUCAAAAUAUGGGCUACUGUCCUCAGUUUGAUGCCAUCGAUGACCUUCUCACAGGGCGAGAACACCUUUACCUCUAUGCACGUCUUCGAGGGGUACCAGCAGAGGAAAUUGAGAGCGUUGCACUCUGGUGUAUCAAGACUUUGGGGCUGACUCUCUACACAGAUCGCCUGGCCGGUACCUACAGUCGGGGUAACAAGCGGAAGCUCUCCACAGCCAUCGCCCUGGUCGGCUGUCCGCCACUGGUGCUGCUGGAUGAGCCCACCACGGGCAUGGACCCCCAGGCUCGCCGCAUGCUGUGGCACACCAUCAUGAACAUCAUCAGAGAAGGCAGAGCUGUGGUCCUCACGUCCCACAGCAUGGAAGAAUGCGAGGCUUUGUGCACACGGCUGGCCAUCAUGGUGAGGGGGACCUUCCAGUGUCUGGGCACCACUCAGCACCUCAAGUACAAGUUUGGAGACGGCUACAUCGUCACCAUGAAGAUCAGGUCCCCGAGAGAUGGCUCGCUGCCGGACCUGAACCCGGUGGAGCAGUUCUUCCAGGGCAACCUCCCGGGCAGCGUGCAGAGGGAGCGGCACCACAACCUGCUGCAGUUCCAGGUCUCCUCCUCCUCCCUGGCCAGGAUCUUCCAGCUGCUCCUCUCCCACAAGGACAGCCUGCUCAUCGAGGAGUACUCCGUCACGCAGACCACGCUGGACCAGGUGUUUGUGAACUUUGCUAAACAAACUGAAACUCACAAUCUCCCUUUGCACCCUCGAGCUGCUGGAGUCAGACAAUAAGCUAAGGGCAGCUGGCAGCUGGACAGGAACGCCGAGUAG